Messenger RNA from Pantherophis guttatus, 3226 nucleotides. It is a transcript of the gene NRM, whose product is annotated as nurim. Lineage: Eukaryota; Metazoa; Chordata; Lepidosauria; Squamata; Colubridae. Gene Ontology annotation, cellular component: nuclear membrane. The record is from RefSeq and is a predicted model, not a curated record.
ACCCCACCCGCAGCUGGGCGUUCCUUCCAAGCGGCGGGAGAAGCUCUGUUUUUUUUUUUUUUUUAAUCCCCGCCAUGGCUGCUUUGCAGUUCCUGCUGAUGAUCCCGGCCUUGGGCAAUUUCCUUUUCACCUUCGGGACCGGCGUGGAGCUGAUCCGUUUUAUUUCCUUCCGUGCCGUCUUUUUGCAGCUUCCCGCGGGGGCUGCGUCUCCUCCCCACGGGACCGGCGUGAAUCCAGAUGACACCUCAAAUCCUCAGUGGAAAACUGCCCUAAGGGAUCCCAAGAUUCUGCACUCACUCACAGUGGAUGUGGGCCUGAUCGUCCUUUUUAUCCUGCAGCACAGCCUGAUGGCUUCUGAUCGUGUCAAACACUGGACCUGCAACUGCUUUGGGGUCUUGCAGAGAACGGUCUAUGUUUUUUGCACAGGCUUAUCCCUUCAGUUGCUGAUGAGAUACUGGCAGCCAGUACAGGAUGGUCCUAUGCUCUGGAACACAAACUCUGAGCCAUGGACCACUUGGGUUCCACUCAUCUGCUUUAUCCUCCAUUUCAUCUCCUGGCUAAUCAUCUUUAGCAUCAUUCUCAUCUUUGAUUAUGCAGAACUGAUGGGAGUCAAGCAGGUUUAUUACUACUGCUUGGGCAUGGGAGACCCUUUGGCUGUGAAGUCUUCACGGGCCCUCCGUCUCUACGCCCACCUUCGUCAUCCAUUGUACGUGGAGUUUCUCCUUAUCCUCUGGGCUGUUCCCUGCCUCUCCCUUGACCGCCUGCUUCUGGCCUCCCUCUUCACGGUCUAUCUUACCUGUGCUCACAGCUUGGAUGAACAGGAUUACCUCUACCUCCGUGCCCAGCUGGACAAGAAGUUCCAAAUCUUCUCCCGGGAAGAGGCAGCUUAUGGGGGCUUGUUGGCUCAAAAUGGCCCCUCAGACUACAAGGACAACUGAGUAAGGGCGGGAUAGGUACCGGUUUUGGUUGCAGGGGUGGGUCUGACUUUUGUGGCGGUCUGCCUGCCAGGUCCGUGCUUGCAAAGCACUGACUAAUACGCCAUAUCUUAUCUUGAUUGUGCUUUUACAUAAAAAGGCCUUGCAGAACUACCUCCCAAGAAUUUGUUAUCUACUGGACCCAGUCUCUUGUAACUCCCUAAAAGAAUCUUUCCUAAGCUAGUGUUCUCCAUUGUUAUGGACUUCAUUGUCCUCAACAGCAGUAUUAGAUAAAGAUGUUAGGGAUUUUAGUCUCCACACAUUUUGGAGAAUGUCAAAUUGGGAUAGUCUGGACAAACACACUAAGUUUUACUCAUAUUGUAGAUCAUGUAAUGGAGGUGCUGUUUAGGAUCUUAUUGGAGAAUAAGAUCCUGUUUAGGAUUUUAUUGGAAUAACCGAUGGGUUGAUCCCAUCUUAGAAUAUUAAGGAGAUCCUUUUUGAUCAUGAAUGUUUCUCUUACUCUGAGAAUCCUUAAUACUGGUUGAAAUCUAGCUAUAAUUGGCCAUUUUCAUGGCAGCCUCUAGAUUGGAUGGUUGUGCGGAGAGCAAAGCAGUUGGUUAAACAAAUGUCCAACUCUGGAAAAGAGGCAUCUCUAGAAUAUGUUUUCAAAAGCAUAGCAACCCCUUCUGAGUUAAAAAAAAAAUGGGGGGAAGUGACUGCUCUUUAGCUCUUUAAUGGCCUGCUUUGACUAACAGAAUGUUUAAAAGGGUCCUUUUAAAAUUAAUAGCAUGUUUUUAUUUAUUUCAAAGGAGCUUUUACUGACCUCUUGCCACAAUUUUUAAUCAUAGCAUUUUAACCUCAACAUGCAAAUACUUAAAGAAAUAUUAGCAGCCAAGUGCACUUAUUUGGAGGAAUAUGUUAUAAGGGGAUUGUAGAUUUCUUCAAUGUGAUUUAUGAGUAUACAGUAUGUGUGUGAUGGUUUAAGCCGCUUAAUUACUGUUGCAAAGGUGCCUUGUUUCUGAGGUGAAAACUUCCUUGGAUCAUAGAAGAAAAAACAGAAAUCAAAAAGCUUUCAGUCCAAAUGCUAAUACUAACAUCUUAGUAUUAGAUUUUCCUAAGGGAUUACCAAAUCUUUCACUUGUAUUGUUCUUUUAAAAGAUUAUCUUGAUUAAUAGAAACAUUGCCCAUGUUAAAGUUCUCAGAUACAGCUAUCCUUGUUAUUUCCCAGCAUGCUAGCUGGGAAAUUCUGGGAAUUGAAAUCUAGACAUCAAGUUGCCAUGGUUGAGAAAUGUUUCUAUAAAUCAUUGGAUUAUGGCUCCCCUCCUCCCUCAUCAUCAUGUCAUAGAGCCAUGAUGGCAAACCUAUGGCACGUGUGCCACAGGUGGCACACGUAGCCAUAUCAGUGGGCAUGCAAGCUCAGCUCUGGCACAUGCCAACUAAUUUUCAGGCCUUCUGGGCCCACCAGAAGUAGGGAAACAGGUUGUUUCCUGCCUCUGGAGGGCCUCGAAUGGGUGGUGGGGAAGGCCGGUUUUUCUCUCUCACCUAGCUCCAGAGCCUUUCUAGGAGCCUGGGGAGGGCGAACGGCCUUUCCCACCCCCCCCAGAGGCCCUCCAGAGGCCAGAAACGGCCCAUUUACCAACUUCCGGUCCCAUAGAAUUAUAAGGUUAGCCAUCACUAUCAUAGAGUCACAUCUGGGAGCCAUCCAGCAGCAUCAAUAGGGAAGGUCAAAAAAGCUAAGCCCUUUUGUAUAAAGAUGUAGAAAGGGACAGGACUUUUAUCAUAAUGCCCUAUGGAAAUCUUGAACUCCACCCCAUAGGAGGCCACUGUGGGCACCAGUUUGGGGAAGUUGUGGGCAAUGGAAGACCUGCACUUUUAACUGAUUAGCAGAAAAACCCUUCCAACUUCCUUUACGGGACAUUACAAUGGAACAUAUUUUUUAUUAUAAACUGUACAGAUGUGAUGAAUAAAUAAAAUAAACAUGUUCCAUCGCUCUAGGAGUAAAAUGUCUGAUUCCUCCUGUCUAUUUUGUUAUAAUUCUUACUUUUGUUAAAGGUACAGGAACCUUCUACAUAUAGCAGGAAGAGGAAAGUUAAAAUCUCUAGGCUGCUGCCACCUAAGAUCUAUUUCUACUGCCUUAUUUUACAGUGACCUGAAACACCAUCAAUAUUUCAAAACCUUUGUUCUGUCCUUGUAAAUGUAUAUUGUAAUUCUGUAUCUUAAUACUAAUGAAGCUUUUUUUUUUUUAAAAAAAAGAGAGAAAUCUUGGAUUUCAGUGCAAAAUAAAUGUAAUCUAUUUUUUUAAAAAGAUAAAA